CUUUUGCGUUGCUACAGGAUUUUAGUUGCUAGAAGUGUAAACACAAGGGGUGAAAGAAAGAGAGAGAGGCGUCUGGGAACUGAGAGGGGGAGAAGCGAGAGUGUGCUGAUGUGCAGCUGAAUGGUUGAGUGCAUUAUAGAUGGAAAGCAAAGGACCCUACAGAAUAUAUGAUCCAGGGGGUAGCGAACCAAGCCCUUCCAUUAACAAGGGAGUACAACUUUUGAUGAAGGACAACCCCGCGCUGAGGGAAAACAUGGAAGGAAUCAAAAGCUUGGGGGAACUUCUGGAAGAGUCGGAGAAUGAAGUUCACAGGCUCCGUCAGAAGGCUGAAGCUCUGGUAAAAGAUAACAAGCAUUUCGAGUCCUCAUCUUCCUUGGAUUCACAGUCAUCCUUUCUUGAGGAAACCGUCACUCCUAGAGAGCUCGGCACAGGGAGUGAACAAACGGAAGGGUUACAAAGCUCCAAAAUGACUGAUUUAGGUUCCGAUGUUCAUAAGAAAAGCAACCAUAAAACCCCUCCUAGCGGAAGCUCUUCAGAGUUUGAGAUCCUGAAUGCAUACGAGGCAAGAAAGACUCCUGAAAGUAGAAAGUCGGACCCAGGACCCACCCUGCCACAGGAGGAUGAUACUGUACAACUCCAUUUGCAGCGCAUGGAGACCUCACUCAGUAUGUUUGCAGAAGAGCCCGAUCGGAACAGGCUUCUUGCUCACAUUAGCCGACUGGCUCUUGACUUCAACCGUCUGGCAAACAAAGUGCACAAGAAUGAGCAGAAGACAUCUGUCCUGCAGACUCUGUGCGAGCAGCUUAGGAAAGAGAAUGAAGAUCUAAGAGCCAAACUGGAAGCCGACUGGAACCAGAGGACACAGGCUGAGCAAGCUCUCAGGUAUGAAAACCUGGAACUGAAGAAACUGAUCCUGCAAGGUGAUUGCGGUGGUGGAAAAGGAUUUCACACCGGAGGUGGAGUAGAUACUAGAGCAUCAGAAGGUGCAGCCAAGUUAGAAAAUUCCGGAAUUCAACAGGUAGCAAAACUGAUGGAGAAGCCAGCAGUGAAAGAUCCAAGUGUGUCCCUCCUGAAAAAGGUUAAAAUACUGGAACACCAGAGGACCGAGCUUCUGGAUGUGAACAAACAAUGGGAUCAACAGUUCCGCUCUAUGAAAAUGCAGUAUGAAGAGAAGAUCACAUCUCUGCGGCAGAAGCUCUCCAAGGCAGCAAAGGCUGAAAGUGAGCAAGAAGCUGAAAGGGAUCGGAAGCAGCGGGAUUUUGACCGAAAACUUCUGUUAGCUAGAGACAAAAUUGAGGAUAAAGAGUUGCAAAUUCAGAAACUGGAAUCCGAGCUACGGGAGCUAAAACAGAAGAGCAAAUUUCUACACGAGCAACUGAGCUCCACCAGCAAACAAAGGGAAUACCAGGAACGAGAGAUUAUCCGACUAAACAAGGCUCUGGAAGAGGCACUGAAUAUGCAGGGGUCUGGGCCUUUUUCUCCCUCCUUACUUGCAUACCUGGAGGACUCAGGACUUGCCCAGCAGGAGGAACUUAAGAUGCAGAAUGAUGUCCUUAAGCAACAGGUGAAGAUCUUUGAAGAAGACUUCCAGAAGGAAAGGAGAGACCGGGAGAGGAUGAAUGAGGAGAAAGAAGAAUUAAAGAGAAAGCUGGAACUGCUGCAGACUGAACUGGGGCAGAUGAACACGCAGUUGCGCUCUUGCCAGGAAGAUUUGCGCAGAGAAAGGGAAACUCCUCGUGACACUGUAAGGCAACAGACUUUAGGGGAGAGGUAUAUAGUAGACCCCCACAUGGGCCAUGUCUGUCCCCCAUACCAGUAUCCAUACAGGCCACCUGGCCUGGUCUAUCCUGCGUUUGAAGACUGGCAGAUCCGUUACCCCCCUCCAGUGGUUCACCCUGAGCACUCUCAAGUACAGGAUGUGCCCAAUGUUCCUCCCCCUGCAUACCCAUGGAGAAUGGCUAAUGUCCUUCCUAGAAUGCAGAACUCCAAAACUAAGAAGAAGGAACAAGAUGUUUCUGGCAGUGGCACACAGAACGCACCAAGACAGACAUGAAUCGCUGUGGACAUGAAGUCCUAUGCUGUAGAUUUUUUUGUUGUUGUCACCAUGACAUCUAUAAUUCUGUGUAAUUACAUCUACCCUUAUGUCCAUCUGCUUGGGCCUGAACCUACAAUGGACUGCUUUUCUUGUAAGACAAUUCAAAUCCACCCUGGAGCUGAUUAAAGAUUGUGUUUGUGGUUAGUUUUUGUGGGUAGAAGAGGGUACUUGAUCCAGAUGGAGAAGAAAGAAGGUAUGGGUCAUUAGAAGCUAAGGUUAACAGUUAUUGGGCUACUAGAGGUUAAUUUUUCGUAUAUUACAGAGACCAAAUAAGAUGGUUUCCUCAAAGACUCAGUAGUUGUUAGUUAUGUUAUAAAAUAAAAUGCAAGUCUCGGUAUGUUACUUUAAAGCAGCAAUAACCUGCUGCUAUAUGCAAAAUGUUAAAUUUUCCUGUACAAGUAUAUACCAUGGGGUCAUAAACAAAAGGGCAUUCUACAUUGAUGUGUUUAUGGAAUGCACCAGAAAAGCAAUAUUCACAGUUGGACAGUUUUGGACUGGCCCACCGGAUACCAGGAAAACUCCCGGUGGGCCCAGGUGUCAGUGGCCUAUUUCAUGGUCAUUCCCUAUUUCUUAAUAAUGGAAGAAUAGAGUUUAGUAUGUAGAGAUGAAAGACUCGGAGAAUAAAGAGGUUAAGUGAAGAGAGGAGGAAUAAAAGUGGGCCCAUAGUCUAAGCUAAGGUUUACUGGUGGUCCCCUGGAAUCCCAGACUGACACUGCAGUUGGAAUAUUUCUUGUAGUACUGGGCAGAGUUAGCAGGGCACCUCAGACAAGCAGCCCUUAUAAAAUAGUGCCCGCCACUGUUGUACCCUGUGCAUAUGCCUCUUCUGCCUACCCCUAGUUUUUCUCUUGAUUAUUUACACCUGUAAAGCUCUGUGCCUUAAAUGGUAUUAUACAUUCAAGGGGAAAUACAAUAAAUUGCCCAUUUAAUAAUUGAAAUUAUUAUUUUUUUAAGAAACAUUGAAUGUUGAUGGUAAAAAAGGAAAUAUCUCUGAUAUGUGGAAGCUGGAAGGAAACAUUGGUCAGGGAAAGGACUUACUGUCCACUGCCACAUGACCACUAUAUGAGAGACCAAUAAAAAAAGCCUGCAAUUACUAAGUGUCAGUAAAUAGAUGAUUUCACUGAGGCCCUAAUCACGAUAGGGUCAUAUUUGCUGUCUGGCAGAGAGAGAGAGGGCGAUUUCUAUGGAUAAUGGCACUUGUAUGUUAAGAGCAGCAGAGGAGCCACACUUUGACCAACUGGAAAGCAAUUGUUUUGCUGUUUCACUCCAAUACUGGGAUGCAAAGGAGAGUCAUGGGCAAUCCUGAUACAAAAGUCUGUUUGUAUUUCUGUGGAAUGAUGGGUUUGACUGUGAGCUAAAGAUAAUAGAGGAAGAGACCUCUUCACUAAAGGAUUAGCUCAUUUAGUGUAAGGAUCGUAGUUCCCAGUCUGCUGCACCUGGCCUUUUAAACAUGACUAAAAUGCGUGUAUCAUCUUCGAUAACUGCACUUCUAUUUAAUAGUUUCAUUAAACAGAGCCUCCUGUAGGCUGCCAGUCCAUAUAGGGACUGACAGUAGCUAAUCACAGUUCAUAUUUGGCACCCCCAGGAACUUUUUUUUUUUUUUUUUAAUUUGAAUGUGGCUCAUAAAUAAAAAAAAACGCUGGGACCCCUGUUCUGCACCAUAUAGUCUACUGGGAGAGGAGGGGUGUUAUGUGAGGAGAGAACUAUGAACAGGCAGCAAGUAAACACACACAAAAACAAGUAAAUGCAACUGCCAGCAGAUUGCCUUACAAAACUAAAAACAAAGCAAAAGAGAAAUGAUGCAUUCAUUCAUCAUUUCCAUGAGUAAAAUAUAAGCAAAAAUAAAUGUGUGGUGGCCCUUAAAAUAGAUUGAGUGUAUAUAAAUUCUAUUACUGAACAGAGGCUUGGGAAAUAAAAUGGUUAAUCUCUGUAUAAUACAGUAGCAGCCAAGCAGUUGAACUAACUUUUCCUUUCUAUUUCAUGUAUAUUUUGUUGUUCCUUUUUAGAUAUGUAUAUUCUUUGAUGCUAUUUAAAUGUUUAAUAUUUUACUUGUGUUUCAUUCUUUUACCAUUCCCUUAUUUAGAAUUAAAACACAACUUGCAGUCAGCCAUGUUUACAAUACCAUUAGAUAACGCCUGUAUGUUUUCUUUAAGAUGUGCUGAAUCCAUUUGGAUUUAGCCAAAUCCCAUCACUUUUUUUGCAGGAACUGGACAAGUCCCUGCUGAUCAACAGAACUUCAAAACAAAGUCUUCACCUUGGGAGAUAAAAUAUCAGAAAUGCAGAGACCUGGAUGUAUUUUAUCUUCUGUACAGAGGGGGCAGCUUAGUCUGUCAAUGUUCUGUAAGUGACAGUUGACAUGGACAAAUGUCCAUUACAUCUGCUGAAUGAACGACGCAGAAAGUUUGCCAUUGCAGUUCCCAGAUGACUAAUUGUCCAGGACAUAUUUUCACUUUUGUACCAAGUUUAGGGUCUACAGUACAUUUUACUGGAUACUUUGUCAUUACAUUACAUUACCUCUGAAAGCCUUAUAGGCUUGUAACUGUAUAUAUUCACCUCUUCAUAUGGUUUCAAAUUCCUAUAUAUAUAUAUAUAUAUAUAUAUAUAUAUAUAUAUAUAUAUAAUAUAUAUAGUAUAUAUUCUAGUUAAUAAAAUAUUUACAGCUAA
Messenger RNA from Xenopus laevis (African clawed frog), 4756 nucleotides. It is a transcript of the gene tnip1.S, whose product is annotated as TNFAIP3 interacting protein 1 S homeolog. Lineage: Eukaryota; Metazoa; Chordata; Amphibia; Anura; Pipidae. Gene Ontology annotation, biological process: cellular response to lipopolysaccharide; negative regulation of canonical NF-kappaB signal transduction; regulation of canonical NF-kappaB signal transduction. The record is from RefSeq and is marked provisional. Gene Ontology annotation, cellular component: cytoplasm. Gene Ontology annotation, molecular function: mitogen-activated protein kinase binding.